AUGAACAUCCGCCGUGCUCGGCCAGAUGACCUGAUGAACAUGCAGCACUGCAACCUGCUCUGCCUGCCUGAGAACUACCAGAUGAAGUACUAUUUCUAUCAUGGCCUCUCUUGGCCCCAGCUCUCCUACAUUGCUGAGGAUGAGGAUGGGAAGAUUGUGGGGUAUGUCCUGGCCAAGAUGGAAGAGGAUCCUGAUGAUGCCCCUCAUGGGCAUAUCACCUCACUGGCUGUGAAGCGCUCCCACCGGCGCCUUGGCCUGGCCCAGAAGCUGAUGGACCAGGCCUCUCGGGCCAUGAUUGAGAAUUUCAGUGCUAAGUAUGUGUCCCUGCAUGUCAGGAAGAGCAACCGAGCAGCCUUGCACCUGUAUUCCAACACCCUGAACUUCCAGGUUAGUGAGAUAGAGCCCAAGUACUAUGCGGAUGGAGAAGAUGCGUACGCCAUGAAGCGAGAUCUCUCACAGAUGGCAGAUGAGCUGAGACGGCAGAUGGUGCUGAAGAAGGGCAGAUACGUGGUUCUGGGUUCCAAGGAGAGCCAGGGCAGCACACUUCCUGGUUCUGAAGAGGCCUGUCAGCAGGAGAACCUGGACGAAGAUGACAGUGGCAGUGACGACAAAGACAGCACUGAUGUCCACGACAGCUUGCAGGACUUGGAGUCUACCUCCUAGAGUCUGCUUGAGCAUUGCGGGUC
Messenger RNA from Acomys russatus (golden spiny mouse), 686 nucleotides. RefSeq names its product N-alpha-acetyltransferase 11-like. The coding region runs from base 1 to 663 and encodes 220 amino acids. The transcript has a single exon. The record is from RefSeq and is a predicted model, not a curated record. Gene Ontology annotation, biological process: N-terminal peptidyl-glutamic acid acetylation. Gene Ontology annotation, cellular component: NatA complex. Gene Ontology annotation, molecular function: protein N-terminal-serine acetyltransferase activity; protein-N-terminal-glutamate acetyltransferase activity. NCBI's taxonomy places the organism in Eukaryota, Metazoa, Chordata, Mammalia, Rodentia, Muridae.